CCGGUAAACCGGUCCGACUACGUAGCUUCAAGGUAAACUGUCUGUUUGUGUGAGACAACUCCAGCGUCAACACUCGUGCUCUUGUACAUUCAACGCGUGGAGGGAGAGAAAAAGCGGGAGGUGACGAAGAAACAUGGCGGAAAGAGAACCAGAGGACGAGGCGCUAGUUGACGGGCAGGCGAACGGGACCGCCACGGAUAAAGAUCAGGGCAUCUCUGACUCCAUCAAGGUGAACUACGACAAGGCCCUGAAGUACCUAGGCGGGUUCGGGCCGUGGCAGAAGCGGGUUUACCUCCUGGUCUGCCUCCCGGCCAUCUUCAACGCCUUCCAGACCAUGGGCAUCGUCUUUAUCGCCGCCGAGCCGGAGUUCAGCUGCCGGCAACCUGAUGUCAACUUCACGGGACUGAACGCGACCGACGCCGAGAUCCGUAACAUCACCGUCCCCUGGGAGAGAAAGGACGACGAGUGGAAACAGAGCCAGUGUUUCAGGUACAGUUAUAACUUCUCUGCCUCAGAUCUGCAGACGACGUACCAAGAUUUUGUGGACAGGUACCCGGUAGCCAACAGGACCAAGAUAAAGUGCGACCAGGGAUACGUGUAUGACAGGUCACAGUUCGAGAACACGGUCGUCACUCAGUGGGACGUGGUGUGUGAUAAGAAGUGGCAGGUGAACAUGAUUCAGUCGGUGUGGAUGGCUGGGCUGAUGUUCGGCUCUUUCUUCGGUGGACACGCGGCAGACAUCUGGGGCCGGAAGCCGGUCCUCUUGGUCCUGCUUGCCGUGCUGUACCUGUUCGGCAUGGCCUCCGCCUUCUCACCGAACUUCAUCGUCCUCGUGGCCUUCCGCUUCAUCAUGGCAUCUGCCUGUAUGAUCAUCUUCGAGAUACCCUUCGUCAUAGGCGCUGAGAUGGUGAGUCCGGAGAAGCGUACUCUGGUGGGGAUGAUCAUCAUGAUCUACUGGGCGGUGGGAUACGUGCUGCUGGCCGGGGUAGCCUACCUCAUCCGGUCCUGGAUGUGGUUCCAAAUCGCCGUCACCAUGCCCUACCUCAUCGGCAUCGCCUACUACUGGCUGAUCCCUGAGUCUCCACGUUGGCUGAUCUCCAGGAACCGUCACAGCGAGGCCAAAGUCAUCGUGGAGGAAGGAGCAAAGAUUGCCAAGGUGGCGCUUCCAGAUGAAGUGUUCCAUGACGAUACUCCUGUCACAAAGGACGUAGAAGGGGGUUCUGAAAGAUCCCUCUACACGUUUGUGGACCUGUUCCGGACCCCAAACCUGUGCAAGUGGACCCUCAACCUGUUCUUCAACUGGGCUGUGAACAGCAUGGUGUACUAUGGGAUAUCUCUGAACGCGGCGGCGUUCCACGGAAACUUGUACCUGAACUUCGCCAUUUCCGGAUUUGUGGAGAUUCCGGCAUACAUCAUCUCUAUCUUCAUCCUGGACAAGUUUGGAAGGCGCUGCUCUCUGUCCAGUCUUAUGGUGGUCGGAGGCUUGGCCUGUAUCGUUGCCUUCUUCAUUCCGAAGCACCUGUUCUGGCUGACCACGACUCUGGCCAUGAUCGGAAAGUUCUGCAUCACCGCCACCUUCGCCAUCGUCUACAUCUUCACAGCCGAGAUCUACCCCACCGUCAUCAGGAAUAUCGGCGUCGGCAUGGGCGCCAUGAUGGCUCGUGUUGGCGGGAUCGUAGCGCCGUUCAUCGACCUGCUGGGCGUCUAUUGGACGCCGCUGCCUUACGUCAUCUUCGGCGGGACGUCCAUCGCCGCCGGACUGCUGGCGCUGCUGCUACCGGAAACCAAGGGGAAGGCACUUCCGGAAACCAUCGAGGACGGAGAGAACUUCGGGAAGGGAGAAGGCAUUGUGGACGAAGAGAGAGAAACCGCUCGACUUUAGCUCUGGGAACAAAAAUUGUUCAUAAAACUUGAUCUUCUACUUACGACUUGAGCUCUGAGAACAGUUCUUUCUGACGCGGGGUGGGUGGGGGUGAUUUCCAUUCGAACAUUCGAACUCGUUCUAAGAACUUGCCUUGCGCUGACGUGCACUAAAUUCGAACGCAUCUAGAAUUUUCUGUUCUAAGAACGUACUUUGUACUGACGUGCACUGAAUUCGAACGCAUCUAACAUUUUCUGUUCUAAGAACGUACUUUGUACUGACGUGCACUAAAUUCGAACGUAUCUAGAAUUUUUUCUGUUCUACGAACGUACUAAAUUCGAAUCUAGCAUGUACGAAGGCACUUCCAGAAACCAUCGAGAAUGGAGAAAACUUUGGGAAGGAAAACGGCUCGCCUUUAGCUCUUGGAACAACAGUUAAUAAAACUUCACGAUUUUCUUCUUCCGACUUUAGCUCUGAGAACAGGUCCUUCUGACCGGUUUAUUUCCAUUCGAACAUUAGAACUCGUUCUAAGAACUUGCCGUGCGCUGACGUGCA
Messenger RNA from Branchiostoma belcheri (Belcher's lancelet), 2416 nucleotides. RefSeq names its product organic cation transporter protein-like. Bases 134 to 1882 code for a protein of 582 amino acids. Gene Ontology annotation, biological process: transmembrane transport. The record is from RefSeq and is a predicted model, not a curated record. Gene Ontology annotation, molecular function: transmembrane transporter activity. NCBI's taxonomy places the organism in Eukaryota, Metazoa, Chordata, Leptocardii, Amphioxiformes, Branchiostomatidae. Gene Ontology annotation, cellular component: membrane. The transcript has 14 exons.